Molecule: messenger RNA, 819 nt
Organism: Carlito syrichta (Philippine tarsier)
Lineage: Eukaryota; Metazoa; Chordata; Mammalia; Primates; Tarsiidae
Gene: ACRBP
Product: acrosin binding protein
Exons: 5
Cellular component (GO): nucleus; acrosomal vesicle
Source: RefSeq, a predicted model, not a curated record
AGGGUCCGCUGCUCCCAGCCCGUCUCCAUCCUCUCGCCUAACCCCCUCAAGGAGUUAGAGGUUCCGGUGGAAGUCUUCUCCACCACGAUGACCUCCCUCGUGUCACCGCGCUUCACAGGGCGGUCUCCUUGCAGCCUCCUGCGGCUGCCGCACACAGACGCCUUGCUGGUGAUGUGCUUCUCGAUCGUGGAGAACUCCUGCAUCAUAACCCCGACGGCCAAGGCCUGGAAGUACUUGGAGGAAGAGAUCCUUGGCUUCGGGAAGUCGGUCUGCGACAGCCUCGGGCGGAGACACGUGUCUACCUGCAAGCUCUGUGGCUUCUGCUCCCUGAAGCUGGAGCAGUGCCACUCGGAGGCCAACCUGCAGCGGCAGCGGUGCGACAGCUCCCACAAGACGGCCUUUAUAAGCCCCCUGCUCACCUCCCAGAGCCUGCCGAUUGGCAACCAGGUGGGGCCCGAGGACCGGGGUCACUUUUAUGGGCUGGAUCUGUACGGUGGGCUGCGCAUGGACUUCUGGUGUGCCCGGCUUGCCACGAAGGGCUGUGAGGACAGCCGCGUCUCUGGCUGGCUCCAGACGGAGUUCCUGAGCUUCCAGGAUGGGGACUUCCCCACCAAGGUCAGAGCCACCCCCAGGGUUUGCCCAGGCCCUGCCGUUGCCUGGUUCCAGGUGGUCCUGGGGCUCCUGGCUUCUGAGAACCAGCCCUCACCAAACCUCCCGCCUUCGUCCAGUGAACCACCGCCCCCACCCCACUCCCAGAAGAGCAGGGUCCUGUAUGGCCACAUAGUAGGAAUCCAGAGGGGGAACUCCUACUCGUCCUGA